AUGUUAUCGCCAUCCUCGACCAAGUCAGUCAGUCAUGCGGCUCGAGCCAUCGUUGGGAUACUGAGGACUCGAGUGAGACGACAACCUCUAUGGCGCCGACAUUUUGGGACUUUUUACGAAGCGAAGGCUCGUCUGGUCACAAUAGACAACUUUGGAGUGCUGGGCAACCGAGAGGUCAUAAUUUCUCGAGCCGGUGAAAACGACUCCUCCGUGGUGAUAGAUCGCGAGGUCGGCUUUGCAAUGAAGUCUGCCAUUGUGCGGCAGUUCGGUGUGUCACUCACCAGAGACCUCGAGGCCAUUCCGCUCAAGUUUUACCACAAAUCUCUUCAUUUUACACACGAGCUCCUGCCAUAUCCACGCCUAAUCAUUGACAAGGGGCUUACUGGACCAGAAUUGGGUGACAUCAGCGCAGCCACUUUGUGGCUCUGGGCACCAGCAUCGAGUGAAAUCACACUGGAUGAUACUCCUGAUCGCAAGUCGCGGGGCAAACUUGGUUGGACAUUGCAGAGCUGA
Messenger RNA from Diaporthe amygdali, 513 nucleotides. RefSeq lists its product as uncharacterized. The transcript is spliced from 2 exons. The coding region runs from base 1 to 513 and encodes 170 amino acids. The record is from RefSeq and is a predicted model, not a curated record. NCBI's taxonomy places the organism in Eukaryota, Fungi, Ascomycota, Sordariomycetes, Diaporthales, Diaporthaceae.